UGGGCUGAUGUCAAAACACGGAAAUCCUUAUCGUUUAGGAAAGCGUGGAGUGAUAGUCGUGCAUUAUAAAUGUCUCACUACCUCUUCUAUAAGUGCACUACGUAGGGUGUGAGAUAACAGCUUCUGCAGCCUAUAUGAUGUGUCGUAUAGUGAGCCGUUUGGGAUUUAGCAUCGGACUUCAGCUCUCAGGGCAGUCAAAUUAUAACGCAUGCGCUCUAUGCUAGUAAUUAUAACGCAUGCGCUCUAUGCUAGUAAAUAAGCGCCUGAUUCAUAACAGCGAAAAGUGGAGUUGAGUGGUAUGGCUGGAAGCUCCCUGGCAGAGAAACACUUCAGAUUUGUGGUUGUAGGUGGAGGAAUUUCAGGGGUCACCUGUGCAGAACAGCUGGCCUUCCAGUUUCCUAAGGAUGAAGUUGCUCUUCUGACCGCUGCUCCACUGGUGAAGACGGUGACCAAUUUAAAACAGGUGUCCAAAACUUUGGAGGAGUUUGACGUGGAAGAACAGCCAUCCAGCGUCUUGGAGGAGAAGUAUCCUAACCUGAAGGUUAUUCACUCAGCAGUCAGAGUCCUCUGUGCAAAACAGCAUGUGCUGCAGACUGAGGAUGGACAUAACUUCUGUUAUGAGAAGCUGUGUGUGUGCACCGGUGCCAGACCUAAACUCCUCAUUGAGAACCCUCAUGUGCUGGGCAUACGCGACACAGACAGUGCCCAGGAUUUUCAGAAGAAGCUUUGCAAAGCCAAGCGCAUGAUAGUUAUUGGGAAUGGAGGAAUUGCUUUGGAAUUGGUCUAUGAAGUGGAGGGCUGUGAGGUGAUCUGGGCGAUAAAGGACAAGGCCAUAGGGAAUACAUUCUUUGAUGCUGGAGCUGCUCAAUUCCUCAUCCCCUCACUGGAGGUGGAGAAGCCUGAGAAAACACUUCCCUGCAAGAGAGCACGCUAUACCAUCGACAGAGCCGUAAAUCCUAAAGCAGGUUCAUUAGAUCAUGGUAGUGCGUUAGGUCCAGACUGGCACCAAGGCAUCAGUCUAAGAGGAGCAGAGGAGGUGUCGCACAAUGUACAUGUAGAGUAUGAGUGUGAGAUUGAAGCAGUCCACUCCCAGGAAGACUUCAUGCAGUCACCACUCUAUACACAGGACAGUGAUUUAGGGACGUGGCCAGUUUAUGCACAGUUAACCAAUGGGAAGGUUUAUGGCUGUGACUUCAUAGUCAGUGCUACAGGUGUGGUCCCGAAUACUGAACCUUUUCUUCAGGGUAACAAUUUUGAGCUGGCAGAGGAUCAUGGCCUGAGGGUUGAUGAGCACAUGCGGACAUCUGAACCAGACGUGUAUGCAGCUGGAGAUGUGUGCAGUGCAGGCUGGGAGCCUAGUCCCCUUUGGCAGCAGAUGCGCUUGUGGACUCAGGCACGUCAGAUGGGCUUCUACGCCGCACGCUGCAUAGCAGCCCACGUGCUGGAGGAGGCCAUCGAACUGGACUUCUGCUUCGAGCUCUUUUCACACAUCACCAGGUUCUUCAAUUACAAGGUUGUGCUGCUGGGCAAGUUUAAUGCUCAGGGCCUAGGCUUGGAUCAUGAACUGCUGGUGCGCUGCACUAAAGGCCUGGAGUACGUGAAGGUGGUAUUGAGCCGAGGGCGCAUGGUGGGGGCUGUCCUUAUCGGAGACACUGACCUGGAAGAGACUUUUGAGAACCUCAUCCUCAACCAGAUGGAUCUGUCCUCAUAUGGGGAAGAGUUGCUUAACCCUGACAUUGACAUUGAGGACUACUUUGACUGAAUUAAGAUGCUGAGGAUCCUGAUUAGGGAUUGUACAGGUGCAUACAGAGUUUUUAACAUUAUAAUAUAUAAAAUCAUAAAACA
Molecule: messenger RNA, 1845 nt
Organism: Ictalurus punctatus (channel catfish)
Lineage: Eukaryota; Metazoa; Chordata; Actinopteri; Siluriformes; Ictaluridae
Gene: pyroxd1
Product: pyridine nucleotide-disulphide oxidoreductase domain 1
Exons: 13
Coding region: 299-1762 (487 amino acids)
Molecular function (GO): flavin adenine dinucleotide binding; oxidoreductase activity
Source: RefSeq, a predicted model, not a curated record